Folsomia candida is the source of this 8005-nucleotide messenger RNA. RefSeq lists its product as uncharacterized. Gene Ontology annotation, cellular component: nucleus. The record is from RefSeq and is a predicted model, not a curated record. NCBI's taxonomy places the organism in Eukaryota, Metazoa, Arthropoda, Collembola, Entomobryomorpha, Isotomidae. The coding region runs from base 242 to 2638 and encodes 798 amino acids. Gene Ontology annotation, biological process: regulation of transcription by RNA polymerase II. The transcript has 12 exons. Gene Ontology annotation, molecular function: RNA polymerase II transcription regulatory region sequence-specific DNA binding; DNA-binding transcription factor activity, RNA polymerase II-specific.
ACCAAAUAACACAUGUUCGACAGAAUUUGCAUCCGCAAUUUACACAAGAAUACAAAAUUUCAAGAAUUUCAAAUUUGUUGCAAUAAUAAAUAAGACAAAUAUGUUUUCAAAUCGGGAUAAAACAACUAAGGAUCCAUUUAAUUGUUUCUUGUGCGGAUGAAAUAACAAACUGCAGUGAAUUGUUUAUUUUACUUAAAUUCCCGCGUGCACUCUUAUCCUAACUGAAAAAGUGAAAUAAAUCAUGGCGCGUCUAAGCAAAAGGCAAAUUCAACGUCGAGCCGCCAGUCAGAAGGCCAGAGAACUAAGCAAAACUAAAGCUCGUAACAAUAACCAAGGGGCCAGCGAACAAGAAAUUAGCAACAAUGAUGCUGAGAUUAUAGAAUCGGUUCCUGUAAAGGAGGAGGAGGACGUGAUUGUUUCAAUUUGUAUAAUUUGCUGUUGUCCCGCCCCAAAGAACAAGUAUCCCACAAGGGUCAAGUUUCUGCUGGGACAAGUCGUCCCAUAUUCGCUUCUUUGCGACUCCCCGUAUCGCCAGGAGGAAAUUGAACAACACAUUGACCUCUGUUCGUCAUGUGUGCGUCUUCUGGGUCAGGGGGAACAGCUACAUGAGCGGAUUGUCAAACUGGAGAGGGAGUUGGACCAGGUGAAGAACAACGUGAAGAAAUUGGUACAGAAUUCCACCCUCGUUAAGCAGGAGGACGGAGGAAAUUUGGUGGUGGAACAAAUAUACGGAAAUAUUAGAGAACAAUUGUUGAGUGAUUUCGUGGGAGGAGAGGACGGAAACUUUCACUGGUCAGGAAUCGAGUUCGAUGAAAAUGAACAACAAAUGGAGAAUAUUUAUACACCUGAAAUUGGAGAUGAUCCCUUAGAAUUCGGAGAGGCUUCAGUUGCAAAUUCAAAUGCAAAUUCUGCACUUUCCUUCCGUGCAGAUUCACUAGCUUCCAGUAAUCCGCUUAGCUUAAGUCUUGAAGAAGAUUAUAGAAAUUUUCCAGAAUUUGAAAGGGACAAAGUUGUGACAACGUAUUCGAAAAGCACCCACAAACGAAGCGUUAAACCACUCCAGAUUAGCCAAUUAAUGAAACGGAAACACAAAGAGAAAAAAUAUGCUCCAAAGACAACAAUUGAAAGAAGGAGAGAAAACGUGACAAAAACCCCGAUAGUAAAGAGACCUAGAUCAUCAUCAAGUAAAACUGGCUCACUGAUAACUGACACCAGUCUGUCCCUAUUCAGUGAAUCGUUGACUUUGCCGGUCCUUGAGGUUCGAAAACUACCUGACCUCACUACCCCUUCAAAAGGGAGUCAUCCUUGUGUAAUUUGUCCAGAUAAGUUGGAUACCCUCGUGGAGGCUGCCUUGCACCGGAAAUUUAUUCACCCAGGUUUCUCCCUGUGCACUAGUCCAGUUCGUACCCUCCAAUGCGGAAAGAUAUUCAGAUCGUGCGACAUAAAGCGCCAUAGGAUAGAAAGUCAUCCACUUGUUCGAUGUCCCGAAUGCAGGGAAUCCUUCACCACCACGGACAGAUUAGAAUCCCACAUGAAGGCUGUCCAUUACCGUGACGGAUCUGAGCUACCCCCACUCCCAGAAUUUGGAUAUGAUGUCAAAUUAAUUCCAUGGAUGCUCCCCUUGACUACGGAGGAAAUCCGGGAAGUGACCCGGGAUCAAGGAUUCUUCUACAUUAACUUAAAACGGCUAGAAAUUAAAGAAACGCCGGAACACGUGGUCGCUGAGCAAAGUAUCGGUAAAAAUGUUGAAGAAGUGCCCAUCCCAUCAUUCCCAUCCACUUCGAUAUCUAAUUUGACUGACGAAUCCAACCAGGAGCACGAAAUUCUAAACAGGAGGAAGGUUUCUGUAGCAAAAAAUAUUUCCACAACUGAAAAUGCUAGAGUUUUUCCUACGGAACUAACUCAACCUGUUCCAGUCAAACGAAAAAGAAAGAAGAUUAUUUACAACUGUGGCGUCUGCAAUACAAAAUUCCCCGUACAAUCCGAUCUCCUCCAACAUUUGGCCGAUGCUCAUAACCAGACCCCGAAAUUCGGGUGUUUCGUGUGUCUCAAAGAAUUCACUUCGCUCAGUGAAUGCGAAGCUCACGUUUUAUCAGACCACCCUGACGCCAAGCUACCAGAGACACCUAUGAGAUAUAAGUCUCCAAAAACUACGAAAGUCACAGAAAGUGGCCAGGACAAGAGGUGGAUGUGGCCAUUUAUGUGUAAAACAUGUCGGUUACGGUUCAAAUCGCUUCCUGCCCUGCAGACUCAUUUGAAAUCAGAAGACCACACGCUAAACUUAGAGUUAGGCCCGUUGGAAAUUUGUCCACGUGAUGGAUGUAAGCAUGAGUAUCGUGGACAAGCAGAGUUGGAUUCUCAUCUAGCCAAACAUGAUCAGCUCGACAAUCAAAUUAAAUGCCCCCAGUGCUAUUUUAGAUUUGCCGAUUCAAACCUGCUCUUGCACCACCGGGUCCGAUGUCAUAAAUACGUUCCCACUGAAGCAGAAUCUUUACAGCCAAUUGUGCAUCCAUGUCAGGUUGAAAAUUGUGGGAAGCUAUUCAACCACAAGGAGCCACUCGCAAGGCACAUGGCGUCCAUGCACGGAAUAGGAAAACACAUGUGUGAACAAUGUGGAAAAGUUUUUUCACAAUUAUAAAGUAAUGAACUGCGGUAAGUGAAGUAUUUUCUAAAAAUUUACUCCAAUUUCAAAUUUGUUAUUUCUUAUCACUUAUUAAAUGUAUUCGUUAUAAUAUUUCAUAUUUCAUAUCUAUAUCUUUUUUCCACAGAAUAAUGUGAAAAGUAAGAAAUCAAUCAUGCCUCGCCCAAGCCUCAGAAAAAUACAACUGCGGCAGCGGGCUCGAUUAGCAGUGUUGGUUAAAGCUCAUAAAAAACAACAACGUUCUAAUGGAGGCAACGAACAAGUUCGUAGUCCAAGUGUUGAACUCAACUUACUAUCCCCGUACUUAGGCUUUGCACCUCAUUUGCAUAAAUCUCAAUAGCCCAUUUUCGGCGAUACGAGCUUUCCAUGUUGAAUAAACUCUAUGGCUCUCGCGAAUGCGUUAAAAUAUGCAAAUGAGGUGCAAGGGCUGAGUGCGAGGAUAGUACAGUAGAGUUCAAUCCAUUUCUACUUGGACUGUUGGCUCUGCCACCACCACCGCCGCACUGUGUUCAAAAUAUCCUUAUCCGCGGCAAAAAUAAUUAAGGGUAUGAAAUGGACCCCCAAGGUGGAAAUUCAAUCUGGGUUUGGGUUAUUUCGAUUUCAGGGUGUGGGUGUGGUUGAAAUAAUUAAGUUUUUAUCGAAAUUUCGUAAAACUCUGAAAAAUUAUAUUUUUUCGGAUUGAUGGGGAAUCUUUUUUGGCAAACACCAUCUUGUUUAAAAAUAGUUUUCUUGCUGUGAUGCGCAAAAAUAAAAUGUUCUUUAAAUAAAAAAAUAACGUCUCCACCCCCAUAGUGCACAACUUUUUGAAUCAGGGUAUAAGUAUUAUUAAUUAAUAACAACAUAAUGGUGUUAUACUUCUGCCAACGUAAAUUUUUAAAAUCAUAUUAUUUUUAACAAUGGUAUGGAAAAACUUAGGCUAUACUAGUAUAACUUGAGAAAUUAUCUUGCUCCAACACUUUAACUCCAACGUGCAUGUCGAUGGCAUAUUUUCUAUUUUGUAUGCGCGAUAUUUUUGACAGGUUUUUGGAUAAGUUUUUCAUAGUCUUUUCAUAUUCAAAGUAAUUCCCGAUAUACAUGAAAUCGCUAUUGAAAUUUUCAAACCCGGAAUGCACUCUAAUUUUGGAAAGAUUUGUGUGCUUAACAAAUAAAUUUUCGCACUCUGAAACUAAAUAUUGUGAGCAGUCUGUUACUUCCUGCAAAAACCUAUGAGCUUUCCCAACAACUGGGGUGAACUCUUCUCCCAUAAGCUCUUUUGCAGCGCGCUUUUCAAUUUCUGCAAGGUUUCCUCCUGUGGAUCCACGAAUUCUUAUCAUCUUUUCCGUGAGUUUCCCACUUGAAUGAGAGAAGGCUUCUGCAACAUUUAUUAUAAUAUUACGGUACGUAAGUAACAUAUCACCAUCUCGGCAACAUUUUUAUUCUGGUUCCCUAGAUGGUGAUACGUUACUUGCGAACCGUAGUAACAGUUGCAUUAAGAUACUAACCCUUCGUGUCGCCAACUACAAAUUCCGUCACUAUAUCAUGCGGGUUAUUUUUGUUCUGUCCACCAUUAGUAUUGCAAGUUGAAUUCCAUUUCAUGGCAUGAGCUACAUGUUCAGGUGCAAACCCAUGCAGUAAACUCAGAUAAUAGUGUGUUAAAUUUAGAUAGUUCUUGUGUGACUUUCCUUGGUAUGUUAUGAGAUGUAAUUUGCGGAAGAUCAUUAUAUUGUCACCGUGAUUAAAGUUAAUGGCGGACCUGAAACACUGCAAAUCGCACAGCAUAUUAAUAUACAACCUUAUCAUCGAAGGUGGCUUAUUCUACCUCUAAGUUUAGAAUGGAAUACAGAAGAGUUUUCGUGUAUUUGAAUACUUGAUCUGCGUCGUCUUUCAUGCAUUUCUCUGUGCAGUACCAUUUACCAGUGAAACUAUCUUUAGUGAUUUUUUUCCAUUUCAUAUUUCCUCGUUUAGCUGUAUACUUCUUUAUACAGGCCUGGGAAAAAUUCAACCGGUUUAAUUUAUAUCACAUUAAAGCAAACAAAAAUAUUCUUACUUGGUGAUACCACUGGUUUUCACUACAGUCAUAGUUAUCGCAACAAAUCCAUUCCGUUGUUUUAUCUUUGGCGUCAUAUGGUUUGAGGCAGAAACAAUAUCUGUGAUAUAUAUUUAAUUUGCAAUUUAAUAAUGUACAACUUAUUUAACACAAACAUAUGUGAAAAAUCCUUCUAUUUUAACAAAUUGUGUGCCGUACUGUUUCUGUUUACAUGGCCUAAGAAUGUCCGCAAAUUCCAUUUCCAUCAGAUCCAUGCCUAUUUUGCUCAUGAGUUGAUUGAGCUGAGCUUUUGAUAACCCAGAAAUAUUAAUAGUUGCCAGUCUCAGCCUUGCAUAUGCUACAACAUAGCUCCGAAGUGCAAAUCGCAAGAAUCGCAUACAAGGAUUGAAUUGAUGAAUAACAUCCUGCGAGACCAGUUUAUGCUUGUAUCUGAAAGUAUCAUUCAUUUAUCAUGUAAGCCAACCCCUUGGUAUGCAACUGUUUUCUGGCUAACUUCAACUUUAAAUCGUUAAGGCUGCCUUUGGUCUCCCACACUCUUUGGUUCGAUAAGAGGCUUUUCAUAAUUUCGGUCCCGACUAUUGCUCUCUCAUGCCAGUAACUAUGAAUACCGAACAUGCUCCUCACUUUGUCCUCUUCAGUAAGUGAAUGGCACCUGUGGUCCUGGGAUGCUUUCUGAUUUAUUGCGGUGAGACCUUGGGACGAUAAGUAUGACUACUACUGAGUAAGCAUACCAAAUGAAGUUGCACAAUAAAUAGUAUACCAUCUCCCCAGGUAACAAUAGGAAGAAAGUUGCCAUCUGGUUUCUUGGGGACAUAAUCUUGCAUUUCUUUCAAACAGUUAAUCAUGCUGUCAAUUGUCCCCUAUUCAAAUGAAACUGUUGACUUUACCCGGUUACUGAAUAUUAGCCGCUCGCUAUUACUUCUCUCCGUCUCAUAUACAAAUUAACUCUCCGUACUCUCCGUGUUGUAGAGUGUAGAGCGUGUAUACUGACUGUGUUGUAGACACCGUUAAUUGGUGUAUGAGACGGAGACAAGUAAUGGCCCGCGGCUUAUACUAUCCAACAUGUACCUCGUUGUGUGGAAUCACCCCAAGGUUUACAAUUUCGCUUUUUUUUGCAGACUCAACCAUAUAUUCGUGCUCUGGGUAUCGACUGAGGCGUUUAUCGGUUUUAAAGAAGACGUCAAGGUUUUCUUGUAAGAUGAGAAUGAUUUCCCGUAGGUGCAACUGCUUCAUGGUAGUUACUUCUGAAUCUUGUAACACAAAGGCUGACAUUGGAAUGUCGAUAGGGUCAAGAACUGGCCUAGGACUUAACACCAUCCUCCAGGGGGUGGCAAUCCUAUCCCGAAUUGCAAUGAAUACCACCACGUUCAAACUGUGCAAGGUAUUGGUGUUCCCGUAGUGUCUGGGAUGUAUGCUUUUAUUUAAGUUGUCAUAACUUAAACAAAAGCUUUUAAAACUUUCCUCUUGCGUUGAGACAUCAGAAAAAUUCAAUUUCUUUCUUGCCAAACUACCUCUUUUCAGAGAUAGUGGGAGUGCAGGGGUUGAUGUUAUCCCUGGAGUUACGUUAAUCUCAUCGUCCGAACUCUCAUAAAUUCUCAAGCAACUUAGAGAACUGGUAGCCUCUUCUGGUUGAAACACAGGCCGGGCAUUUCUGCUCUGAGGAUUUUGGGAGGAAACUAGUUCGUCUUCUAUCUCCUAUAAUAAUUUAUUCUGAAUUAUCCUCUCUUAUUCAUGUGUUACCUGCUAACUAUUAGAAUUUAAGCCUACGGCUAUUAUUUAAAAUUAAAUAUCUCGCCAAUUUCAAUUAAAAUUUUUCAGACUAAAUUUUGACAUAAUUUAACAAAAUCUAUGGUUGCUAACCGGCUUUACCUUCUUCCAAUCCCGCACAGGUUUAUCAAAUGUCUUCUGUUGUGUCUCCAUGUAAUUUAGUAUAGUCUUGUAGCAGACUGAUAUGCCCAUUUCAUGAAAUAAUGUGUAUGUCUGUGUAAGUGGUAAUAUUGGCUGAAUUAAGUAUUUAAGAAUUAAACUUAAAAAGAUUAAAACCGGAUCAUACCUUAACGGAUACCCCGUUCUUCCAAAGGAGAGCACCAACACUUUUAGCGAAAAUGUUGUCGUGCAUUCUCCGCUGGUAUAAGGCAAUCCCAACUAUGCUCCGCAUGGCAGGAGUGAACAGACCUUCCUCUAAGCCAACGAAUCCUCCAAGAAUUGAUAGCGUAACGGGCGCAAAGUUCUCGCAUUCCUCAUAGAUUACAUCAAGCGAUGGGAAUAGAUCACCAGAACUCUGACUCCCGAAUGAUGAGUUGUCACCCAGUACAGCAAGUUCGGCAUUUAUAAUUCGAUUUAUGUUACUACGUAAUGAUUUGAAACUCUUCUGAUUGGUGCGACUAAACACGUUUUUUAACUUUUGACCAAUAGGAGUUGAUUUACGUUGUAAUGUUCCUUCAUAUCUCUCAACUGGAUGUUGUGCUUCAUUUUCUGAUUCCACUUCGGAUUCUUCCUCUUGCAAAAGUGAAGCCCGUUCAAGAUCGUUAUUUUCGCUUAUGCAAUAUUCUGCGUUUUCUGAUGAGUGUGAGUCUAGUGCACUUGCAGAAGUACAUGGUUGUUCAUAUUGUUGAGGUAGAUGCUGGACACUGAUGACCAAUUUUCUUCCAAUAUAGGUGUUGUCUUUGGUACGUUCUUUAAAUUCCUGUAACUUAAUAUAUGCCGUCCCAAGCUACAAACUACACUUUUGGCACAAAUACCUCAAGUCCUUCUUUGGGCGGGAUGGUGUUGUGGUCAGCACGGAUGGGAAAAACAGUUGAAUAGCCUGAUUCACAGUGCAAUCCACAUUUUUUAUUCGUGAUGAAAAAUUUACGCGGUUUUUAUCUGUAACACCUCCGCAAUUAUCACAAUUUACCAACUUGUCUUUUACCAUCUCAGCGAACGUAAACCCACUUCUUACACAUAAAAAAUGAUUUCUGGAUAAAGUCGAUGUCGUACUCGUGAACCAUAUGAAACCAUAACUAAGUUUACUUUGUAAGAUGUGAUUUAUUGAAAUAUUUAUAACUUUCUAUGUUCACAUACAGCACAAUUGUACAUACAGACUUUCUAUUUCAACAUUGUGGCAGGCGAGUUUGAAACAUCAAACCAAUAGAACAAUGGGAACUUUCAUUUGUAGAAAGCGAAAUCCUUAAGUUAUGGUAAACAAAACUUGUUUUAAAUAAACAAUACAUGUUGACUUUCAUUUUUAUAAUAUUUUUUGUUUGAUAUAAACUAUGGAACCGUUCGUAAGGCAUGUUAUCCAUGUUACGUAUGAUAAGAAUCGUUAAUAAUAGAAUGUUGUAUAUUAAAUUACUACU